Messenger RNA from Hemicordylus capensis (graceful crag lizard), 3871 nucleotides. RefSeq names its product sphingosine kinase 1 (gene SPHK1). Bases 196 to 1830 code for a protein of 544 amino acids. The record is from RefSeq and is a predicted model, not a curated record. Lineage: Eukaryota; Metazoa; Chordata; Lepidosauria; Squamata; Cordylidae. The transcript has 5 exons. Gene Ontology annotation, cellular component: cytoplasm; membrane; intracellular membrane-bounded organelle. Gene Ontology annotation, biological process: sphingosine biosynthetic process; cellular response to growth factor stimulus; negative regulation of apoptotic process.
UGCCCGCUGUCAAUCCCGAGAGCUGCCGCCUGAUGUCAGCAGAGAGCAGCGCUCCGGAGAGUCAAUGUCAAAGGCAGCCCGCCGCCGCAGCCGCUCACUGAGCCGCAAGGGACAGGAGAAGCGCGCUGCUUGCGCCGGAUCAUUGAGCCGAGCCUGCGGUAGCUGCCGGCUCAUCUGUUUCAUGAGGCUGUGGCCAUGGAGGGCGAGUCGGGCCCCGGGAAAGAAGGCGCCCAGCCCAGGGCUUCUGCCGGCGAAGUUUUGCUCUCCGGGGUCUUCUGCCUCGCCCCGGCGCUGAAGAGCCACUAUGCGCUGAGCCUCACGCGCGGCGCGGAGCUGCUGAUGCGCCGGCAGGACUCUGCGCCAGCCGGCAGCCCGCUCUCGACGGCGCUGAGCCUCUCCGACUGCAUCGGCUGCUACGUCUGCCAGGGCAAGGGCGCUCCGCAGCCGGCGGCCGCCUACUUCACCGUCUUCUGCUACCCCUCCUCCAGGAAGAGCUGGUGGGACUCGGGCGAAUCCAGGCAGCGAGUGGCCAAGACUUUCUGCGUGCUGGUGUCGCAGGAAGCCCAGGAGAACCGAGCCAUCGCCGAGACCUGGGCCACGAAGAUCAGGGAGCUCUCCGCUCCCAGGAGCCCCGAACUGGAAGGAGGAAUCCAUGGACUGCUUCCUCGUCCCUGUCAUGUGAUGGUGCUGUUGAAUCCACAGAGUGGCUCAGGCCGGGCACUGCAUCUGUUCACGUCCCAAGUGCAGCCCAUGUUGACAGAAGCAAACAUAACAUUCAGUAUGUUUGUGACAGAGAAACACAACCAUGCUUGGGAAUUGAUGAAGGAGGAGGACAUCUCCCGGUGCAAUGCCUUGGUCGCUAUGGCUGGGGAUGGCUUGCUGUACGAGAUGAUCAAUGGGCUGAUGGAGCGCCCUGACUGGGAGUCGGCUAUCCAGAAGCCUCUUUGCAUCCUCCCAGGGGGCUCUGGGAAUGCCCUGGCUGCCUCUCUCAAUCACUAUGCUAGCAAGGGCCCAGUUGUCAAGGAUGAGCUGCUGAUGAACUGUACGUACUUCCUCUGCAAAGGCCUACAUUCGCCAAUGGAUCUUGUGUCUCUGUGCACAGCCUCAGGAAAGCGCCUCUUUUCCUUCCUUAGCUUCAGCUGGGGUUUUGUCUCUGAUGUGGACAUUGUCAGUGAGAGAUACCGCAAACUGGGCAGUGCUCGUUUUACUUUAGGCACAUUCCAGCUCCUGACCACCCUCCAAGUCUACAAGGGUCGCCUCUCCUACCUGCCAGCAGAGGAGCCAAGCCACACCUCAGGCCCCUUGCCCUCUGCAGAGGAGCAGAGCUCCCCGCCAGCACAGCAUGCCUAUCAAGACUGUUUUAGCAAUGAGAACUCUGUCCAUAUCCUCCCUCAGUCUGUGCUGCCAUCCUCAAGGGAGGGCUCUGUGCUGAAGGACUCCUUGUUGGUACCUUUUGACCAGCCAGUUCCCAAACACUGGAUCGUAGCACCGGAAGAGGAGUUUAUCUCUAUCGUUGGCAUCCAUCAGUCCCACUUGGGGGCGGACCUCCUCCUGGCCCCCACAGCCAAACUGUAUGAUGAUGCUAUCCAUCUCUUCUGUGUGAGUGCCGGGGUCUCCAGAAUGGCAAUGAUCAGGUUCUUUAUGGCCAUGGAGAAAGGAACUCACCUGGCUCUCAAUAACCCAUAUCUCCGUUAUGUGCCUGUGAAAGCCUUCCGGCUUGAGCCCCUUGAGCCCAAGGGGUUCAUGACUGUGGAUGGUGAAGUGCUGACCUGCGAGCCAGUGCAAGGUCAGAUUCACAGACAACUUGCCCACAUAAUCAGUGGCUCCUGAGGGUGCAGAAGGCCUUUGGGGAAGAAGCAACUAGGAUGUAGCAAAGGGCUCAGUAGCAUUGGAGUGCUGCACCUAUCAAGACAUCUCUCCCUCUGCUAACGAUAAUUCUCAGGGGGAACUUGGCCUUCAAGGAACUCUUUAAUUACAACAUGAAUAAUGGACUAGUCUUGCUGUUGUGUUGCAGAAGAGGCAGCUUUAUCCUCCUCUUCCCAUCCAUAUCCAUGGGGCGGGGGAGAGAUCUCCCAUUUAAACCAAAGCCAGCUCAAGGCUUCUCAACUUUCUUCUCAAGAUCACAGCCUGCAUGCAAGGCAGCUGAAGCAAAGGACACAGCUUUGUCUUAAACCAGCAGGUCUCUAGAUGGGAAUGAGUCACACUCAAUGCCACGUUUAGGACUAAUUUAAAUCCUCUUGUUUUAUAAAGAAUUUUUUAAAGCCACCCAGAGUUAUAUGUAGUAACAGAUUAUAUUCUUACAAAGAAAUAAAGAUCUACAUUUAAAAAUAAUAAUAAUGAAAAGCUAUGAGUGGAAACUUAAAGUUUCAGUUGAAAGAGGUACCAGUAGCCUAACAUGCAGUUAAAGGGUACUACUUUGGAUAGAACUACCCUCCCCCACUAUUUGGAAGUAUACCAUUCUCAGCAAGAGAUAGAACCUUCUAAUUUUCUGUAGCAAGGGAAGGGAAACUGAAAUGCUAAUUGUCUAAUAUAGGUAUUGCAGGAAAGCAGAAGGCUCUAUCCUCAUUAUCAAGUUGAGGUGUGAAUUUGCUUUACAUUGCAAGCUGGUGCCUAUGUACAGUUAGGUUCCUUGGGUACAUUCAAGAUUAGCUCCGUGUGUACAGUAUGUAUACCAUCUGGUAAACACAGCAAGAUUGUAAUCAGGAGGAGAGCAGAAUGAUAUGUGGCCACUUUUCACAUUUACACAUAACAUGAUACUAGCCCAAGGUGGCCAUGUGCUAACAAGCAGCUGCUUAUUAGCUGCAUGAAGGUCUCGUUUUAGUCAGCUGUUCUCUGGAAUAAAGUGGAACCAAGAUUGCUGUAUUCCAGUCACAUGUAGCUUUCUAGGUUUAUUUGGGAAAACAAAGGCCUCAACCCUACAUCUGCUUUUAGCUGUCUCAGCCCACCCCACCACUAAAGACCAUAGGGUUUAAUUUUAGUGCUACAGGUGCACCAUGUUUGAACCUCAAGUGCUUGUCAAGAAAGAAUCCAGAGUUCUCCUGCCACAGUAGUAUGGCUGUAGAUGAUGAGGAAGGAGAAAUGAAACUUGAGGUUUAUGGAGCUACGUAAGAUGACAGAUGGGUAAAGCACUCCCAGUUUCAUUAGCCACAGGAAGCAGCUUGUGGCCUAAGCAACAGACAUUUGAUCUAUAUCACCUUUGUUGAAAAUACCUAGGAAUCCCAGGUGAUUCUUAUGCUAGAACAUUCAGGUUCUACAUGUAGCAUACAAACAAGUCAAGCCUUGGGUGCAUAAAGCAUGAUGUGCAGUCUAGAUGUGUACACCACUAGCUGCAAGAGUUUCCUCUCAGUAGGAAGAUCACAGGACAUGCAGGUGACACUGGAAGGAUACCAUACAAUUCGAUUUAUACAAAGCCAAAAGUCUUCUUCCACUCCUCUCCACAUCCAGCCCAUCAACAGGGCAAUGGAUUUCAGCUAUUACUGGAGUUGUGCUGGUUCAAAACAAAGUCUACUAGAAACACUUUAGCUCAUGUUCGCAUGAGAAAACAGCAACAUGGUUCACACAUUGGUGAGUUGCAAGUAAAUUAAUUGGUUAAAUUAGUUGGAAAGAAGGUCUGGUUCUUUAAAAAAAAAAGGGUGGGGAGUAGCAAGUCUGAUUCUGACCCAUACUACUUCCAAGAGCCAGUGUGGUGUAGUGGUUAGAGUGCUGGACUAGGACCAGGGAGACCCGAGUUCAAAUCCCCAUUCAGCUAUGAUACUAGCUGGGUGACUCUGGGCCAGUCACUUCUCUCUCAGCCUAACCUACUUCACAGGGUUGUUGUGAGGAGAAACUCAAGUAUGUAGUACACCGCUCUGGGCUCCUUGGAGGAGGAGCG